Messenger RNA from Gymnodraco acuticeps, 1024 nucleotides. RefSeq names its product relaxin 1 (gene rln1). Lineage: Eukaryota; Metazoa; Chordata; Actinopteri; Perciformes; Bathydraconidae. Gene Ontology annotation, molecular function: hormone activity. Gene Ontology annotation, cellular component: extracellular region. The transcript is spliced from 2 exons. Bases 205 to 753 code for a protein of 182 amino acids. The record is from RefSeq and is a predicted model, not a curated record.
UUGAUGAGUGAACCAGUGAGUAGGUUUCCAGAGAGAACAAAAAGAGGGAAACCAAAGCUCUGCAACACAAGACCGCCAACAGAAGCAUCCUUCACAAGUUGAGCAUUCGGCUGCUACACAACAGGAUUUGAAACCCUGAUCAGAUCUGAGGUGGAGCUCUGCUUGACCUUCCUGUGCAGACGGCUCUGUUAGUGACAAGUGAGAAUGCUCUGGAGAUUGACUCUUGCCCUGGCUGUGGUGUGCGUCGGUGGCAUCUGCAGCUGUGUGAAGGCGGACACGAUGAGCAGACUGCUGCUGCCGAGGGACUACGGGGUGAAGCUGUGCGGGAGAGAGUUCAUCAGAGCGGUCAUCUUCACCUGCGGCGGCUCGCGCUGGAGACGCUCCACAGACGGGGACAUAGCUCCCUUCCAGUGGAGUUCCCUCAGUGAUGUGACAGUGGGGGACGACCAGCCAGACUGGCAGCCUGGCACAGAGCUUUCAGCAGAUAAGCCUUCUCCGCUCCUCAUCAGCUCCUCUUCCUCCCUGGCGGACCUCCUGGCUCUGUACGUGGCCCGCAGAGAAAGGCAGCAGCUGCCUCUGAGCGACUUCGCCCCUCAGUCGCAGCCUUUCACUGUUUUAGGUGAGCAAGACGGGAACCCAGCCGCAGGGGACUGGCCCGUAGCGAGCAAGAAGAAGAGGAACUUUUCUCUGGGUGUGGCCGGGAAGUGCUGCAGUCAGGGCUGCACCAAGAACGAUAUUGGACGCUUGUGCUGAUUCAGGGAGCAGAGCGGCUGUGACAUGAAGGUGUAAUGGACAGUGUUGAUGUUAAAUAUGGAGGAGAGAAAGUUCACAUCUGCUUUUCAUAGGUUUAAGUGAGCCUAAUAUUUAAAAAAUGAUAUAUUUUCUUUACUUUCCUUGUUUGAUAUUUUGUUAAUCAUGUAUAAUAAUAUCAUGUUCUGUAAGUAACCCUUUCAGCAUCACUGAAAAUAAAUUCAAACUGUGUUAAUAUUAAAUCUUCAGCCUUAAAGUGUCCUUUGUUUAUUUG